CUAGAAUGACGGAAAAUAAAGUGAAUAUCACUGAUAACCUGGAAACCUUAAAGGAAGGCGAAAUUGUGACAGACGAGAAGACCGGGAAGAAAUAUCGUGUCAAGAAAAAUAUUAUGCCACAUUAUUCAGCUGGAGGACCACAUGGAUUAGGUGAUCCAGAAGAUCGGACUUUGAGGAAAAUCGAGGCAGAUGUGAUUAUUCCGAAUAGAAUGAAUACCCAAAUCGAAAGAGUGGAUUGCAACGAAUCUUAUUUAGGACUCAUCACUUGCUUUCGAACCGACGGUGCUGUUUCUGGCUUGAACACGUGUAAACCAGCUCUAGAACUCUUUAAUCGAUGCAAAUAUGAAAAAUUCCACGAUCCAGCCUUCCGAGCAAAAAUGACUGACGAGUACAUUGCGGAACGAUCGGCAGCUCGAGCUACUGGAAUGACAUCGCAGCAACGGAAAAUUGAAGAGUUUCGGGAUUGGAAGAAGACAAAUGAGCAAAAGUAGAAUUCUUUCUUGUUUUUCAUAGUUAAUUGUUUCCUUGUUUGUAGAAUCAAAUACAAUCCAUUUCUUCUGGUUUUUAUACUUUUUAUAGUUAUUAUUGUCAAGUGUUCGAGUCACUAUAUAUUAUCUCAUAUUCUUACCAUUUCUUCAUUCUAAAAAUAUUAUUUCCAAAAACUCGUUAAUUCAUGAAUUAUUCUUUCAC
Messenger RNA from Caenorhabditis elegans, 690 nucleotides. RefSeq names its product COX assembly mitochondrial protein (gene F01F1.2). The transcript has 4 exons. Bases 6 to 491 code for a protein of 161 amino acids. Gene Ontology annotation, cellular component: mitochondrion. NCBI's taxonomy places the organism in Eukaryota, Metazoa, Nematoda, Chromadorea, Rhabditida, Rhabditidae. The record is from RefSeq and is marked reviewed.